CAUGUAUGGACGCUAUGGCUCCUAUGAGUACAGUUUUAUUGUGGCAGGUGUUGUGCUUAUCUUAGGAUUCUUGUUUGGUACUGCUUCACUAUGGCUGAGAAGCUAUUCACAAAUGGCCGAUCUGAAAGCAAAUGAACUUAUCGUUGUUGACAACAAUCAUGUCUCAGAUCAGUUAACAGGCACCACAUGUAACCAUAGUCGUAAAUUAGAUAGAGACACCGCCGUUAAAAGUUUUCAUACAGAAAUAAUUCUUGAAGCUAAUGACACAUACAGUCCUGUAUCAACAACGGAAGGUGGUCCUUGUCGAAAGGACGAUAUGUGCAAUGGCAAUCAAUCUGGUGUAGAGAUGGAGAAGUUAUUAAAAACACAAGCACGAUACGUACAAUGGCAAACACUUAAACAUAGAGAUGGAUAGUUAUUAAAAAGCACGAUGAAGAUCCGUGCAGUGGAUAAAACUCAAGUGUAGAGAUGAAUAUGCUUGCAAUGAUAUGCACUCAAGUGUAGAGAAUGUGACAAUAGGGCUAACAUUUACAAAUACAACAUACUACGUUUUUUUCUGAAAUCGCAGAAGAAUUUUUGAUGUAGAUAAUGUGUAAGUACACGCCGAUUAUUCGGUAAUUAUUGAGCAUUUCAA
Mercenaria mercenaria is the source of this 634-nucleotide messenger RNA. RefSeq lists its product as uncharacterized. The coding region runs from base 2 to 415 and encodes 137 amino acids. The transcript has 2 exons. Lineage: Eukaryota; Metazoa; Mollusca; Bivalvia; Venerida; Veneridae. The record is from RefSeq and is a predicted model, not a curated record.